Messenger RNA from Oncorhynchus mykiss (rainbow trout), 5532 nucleotides. Lineage: Eukaryota; Metazoa; Chordata; Actinopteri; Salmoniformes; Salmonidae. The record is from RefSeq and is a predicted model, not a curated record.
AUUUUUUGUUUCAAGAUGUUCGCAAACUAACUUUCACUCUGUUGAAACAUCUGUACUUGAGAAACUGUGGAAUAGUAUUUAAACAGUUGAAUCCCAUGUAGUCCGCUUCUUACUCACGGCAAUUACGAUUAAACGUUUCAAAACAGAAACAUUUGUAUUUUACCGUGGUCAAUCAUCAUUGAUGUAGCUAAACAGGGGUCUGAGUCGAUCGUCGAUUGAAUCGCUCACACAGUACAGCGAGUUGUGACAGUGCUGAACUCGAGAACUGUCAUCUGAAAAGGAGUGUGCUGCUGAGUGCUCGCUCUUUUCGAAUAGUAUCAACAAGACAGAGAUACCCGGAAGGCACGAAAGUUAAUUCAGGGGACUAGAAUGAAUCGUUUCAAGACCUCCAAAUUCAAAAACACCACCCCGAAGAUCGCCAAGAAAGAUGGCUGGAUCAGUAAUGUCCGGGCAGGAUCCUUCACCUCUCAGGGGAACCACAUCAAAUCCAGCACCAGGCUUGUGGCCUUCAACACUGACCAGGCCGGUGGAGGAAUGCUCGGCCUCACCUCUGUGGAACCAGGUUCUGAUGGCAAGUGGACAGUGACUGUGAUCCCAUGUCAUGCUGAUUUGAUAACUGAUUUGGACUUCUCUCCGUUUGAUGAUAAUCUCCUGGCUACCUGUUCUGCAGAUGAAACGGUGAAGCUGUGGCGUGUGUGUGAACCAGAACAGAAGCAGCCCGGGGGGGCGGAGGUGACCCUGUGUCCCGGAGAGGGUCGUCUGGAGCUGGUCGCCUUCCACCCCACCUCCUCUGGCCUGCUGGCUGUGGGCUCCACCAAGACAGCCCAGCUCUGGGACACCAGCCGCCAACAAUCACCGCUAGCAGCUCUGGAGCCGCACGGUGAUCAGCUGCAGAGUCUUAGCUGGAAACAGGACGGCUCCCUGCUGGCUUCCUCCUGCAAGGACAAAAAGCUGCGAGUCUUUGACCCACGAGCCCAGCUGAAACCUGUUCAGAGUGCCCAGGGACUUCAGAGUAACAAGGACUCUCGAAUCCUUUGGGUCAAGGACUCUGACCACAUACUGACCACUGGCUUCGAUCAGAUGCGGGGUCGGGAGGUGAGACUGUGGGACAGCAGGAAAUUGGGUUCCUCUCUGGGCUCUGCCAACCUGGGCACCUCCAAUGGGACCCUGAUGCCUUUGUUUGACCCUGACUCAGGCCUCCUCACAGUAUCUGGGAUGGGAGAUAGUGUCAUUGACUGCUUUGAGGUGUCUGCCACUGAGCCAUUCCUUUCCCAAGUGAGCCACUGUCUGACGGAAGCCCCAACGCGAGGCGUUGCCAUGGUACCCAAGUUGGCAUUGGAUGUCCUGUCCUGUGAGGUCAUGCGGGUCCUGCAGCUGACGGACAGCUUCAUCGUGCCAAUCAACUACCACGUGCCCCGCAAGUCAGGACAGGAGUUCCAUGCAGACCUGUACCCAGACACCUUGGGCCGGACAGCAGCCAUGUCAGCUGCAGAGUGGUGGAAAGGUGGCGAGAAACAGGUUGAGAAGGUCAGUGUCAACCCAUCCAAUCAUCAGAAGCCUAACAACGCUAAGCCAGCCAAUCAGACGCCUGCUAAGAAAGAGCUGCCCAGUGGGAGGAGCAAAGAGGAGGCUCCAGUGCGAGGCUGCUCCACCUCCAGCAGUCCCCUGAGCUCCCCCAGCAGCAGUGCUGCCCCGUCCCGCUCCCCCUCCUCCACCUCUGGCCUCUCCUCAGGCUUCCUCCCCAGCCCCAGCCAGAGUGCCAAAGCCAUCAGCAGCAUGUUGGGUCCCAGCAGUAAGUUUCGUCACCUGCAGGGUGCGGUGCUUCACAGAGACACCCACUUCACCAACCUGAAGGGGCUCAACCUCACCACGCCCGGGGAGUGUGAUGGCUUCUGUGCCAACCGCCAUCGCGUGGCCGUGCCCCUCGCCACCGCCGGGGGUCAGAUCGCCAUCUUUGAGUUGUCUCAGGCUGGGAAGCUAGCGGACACGGGCCUGCCCACCAUCCAGAACUCUGUCAACGUGGCUGACUUCUCCUGGGACCCCUUCAACAGUCACAGGCUGGUGGUGGCAGGCGACGAUGCUAAGAUCCGUGUGUGGCAGGUGCCUGAGGGGGGUCUGACAGAGACCCUGACUGAGCCAGAGACCAUCCUGCAGGGCCACACUGAGAAGAUCUACUCAGUCAAGUUCCACCCCCUGGCGUCGGGCCUGCUGGCAUCCUCCUCCUACGACCAGACGGUGCGCCUGUGGAACCUGGAGUCUGGGGACGAGGUCAAAGCGCUCCGGGGACACCAGGAUCAGAUAUUUGGGAUGGCGUGGAGUCCGGAUGGUAAACUCCUGGCCACGGUGUGUAAGGAUGGGAAACUGCGCAUCUACGACCCUCGCAAGUCUGCUGACCCAGUACAGGAGGGUGCAGGUCCUGAGGGCCACAGAGGGGCUCGUGUGGUGUGGGUGUGUGACGGAAAAUACCUGAUGGUGUCAGGAUUCGACAGUCGCAGUGAGAGAACCCUGUACCUGCACUCCGUUGAGUCCCUGUCCUCCGGGGCCAUCGCCAGCGCCCCCACCGACGUCUCACCCUCCACCCUCAUUCCCUUCUACGACCCCGACACCAGCGUCGUCAUCCUCACCGGAAAGGGUGACACGCGAGUGUACAUCUUUGAGAUAGUGCCAGAAGCUCCCUAUUUCCUGGAAUGUGCCAGCUUCAACUCCUCAGAGCCCCACAAGGGCUUGGCCUUCCUGCCGAAGACUGAGUGUGUGGUGCAAGAGGUCGAGGUGGCCAGGGGUCUGAGGCUCAGUAAGACUUCCAUAGAGCCAGUGGCCUUCAGAGUCCCCCGCGUCAGAAAAGAGUUCUUUCAGGAUGAUGUGUACCCAGACACAGCAGUGUGGUGGGAGUCUUCUCUGACAGCCUCAGCCUGGCUGGCUGGUUCUGAUGGGAAGCACCAGUCCAUCAGCCUCAAGCCCAAAGACAUGACCCCAGUGAGUGAGGCGCCCAAGGAGGUCCAAGUGAGAAAGUACCUUCCAUCCUCUCACUACCUGGAGGAGAAGACUGACGAGCAGAAGAAAGAUGAGCUGUUGAGUGCCAUGAUAGGCAAGCUGGGGAACAUGGACGACAACCCUCUACCACAGGAGUCCUUCCAGGGAGUAGAAGACGAUGAGUGGGGUGACUAGUGUGUGUUGCCUUGCGGACCAAUCAGGGUCCAGCAGUAGCCAAGGGCCUGUUGGACUGAAACGUGUCAUUCCUGUGUGCCACUGAUGUGUCCUAUGUCAAAAGAACAUCUCUCAAACACAUAACAUUAACCUGUCAUUAGGGUUGUAAAAUUCUGUCAACAAAAUGUCUAGGUUUUCCAGAAAUACCAAUUGGAGAAUUCUUGGAUUUCCUGCUUGUUUUCCUGGGAAUUUUAGGGAAAGUUACCAGACUUUUGCAGCCCUACCUCCCAUAUCCUCGUAUCAUCCUCUAAUACUCUGAGUAAGUAGAUGUUGCCUCUAACCAUUGACUGAAUCAGGAUCAGAUAUGUUUUCCUCCUCAUAAUGUUUAAAGGUAGGACUGGGGUUUGGGAAUCUGAUCCUAGGUCUGUUGUUAAAGGCAACCUCACCCCCAAUUUGACCUUUGACUUGCAGCUGCCUUGUACUGUAAAUAGCUAACAUUCCUACCAGGCUAGAUAGUUAAAUGACUCCCAACACUCCCUUACAACCCAGCCCUUACCGCCACACUGGAUGGACACCUGUGUGUCUGUCACCACUCCUAACCUUACACCUGUGUGUCUGUCACCACUCCUAACCUUACACCUGUGUGUCUGUCACCACUCCUAACCUUACACCUGUGUGUCUGUCACCACUCCUAACCUUACACCUGUGUGUCUGUCACCACUCCUAACCUUACACCUGUGUGUCUGUCACCACUCCUAACCUUACACCUGUGUGUCUGUCACCACUCCUAACCUUACACCUGUGUGUCUGUCACCACUCCUAACCUUACACCUGUGUGUCUGUCACCACUCCUAACCUUACACCUGUGUCAUAAUAAUAAUGACUAGACCACUGCUUGCUUUUUUAUGGGCCAAUAUGAACCAUAGUCCAUAAUCUUCUAAACACAGUAACUAUGAAAAAGUCAAACGCAUGCACCUGAAUACAGUAUCUAUGGUCUUCCAGAUGUACCACCUCCUAUGCAUCACUAUACAUUAACACACACACACACACACACACACACACACACACACACACACUCACACUCCACCUGGAUAUCCCAUCUGCACCUCCAGCUCCUGUAGUCCGUGGAUGUUGGAUGGUCUGUGGUAUCCCCAUACGGCCUCAACAAGCACACAGCAAAAACACACAGACAGGGUACAACAGGGUAAAAACAGCCUUCAGGUUAAAGCAUGGCUGGCUUCUAUUGAUAGGAAUAUAAUAUUGUUUUGUUGUUUAGGUAGCUUCAUUCUCUGGCCAGUGAUAAAGACCUACUAACAGUCCUGUACCACUCCAGGGUCGUGUUCAUUAAUCACCAAACGGACGAAAACAACCUCAAACAGGGAGGGAUUACCUGGAUUUUCGUUUUCCGUUGCAAAGCAUUUCAAAACGUUUUCCGUUGCGUGCUGUAAUGAACGUGACCCAGAUGCAUAUCUUAGUUCAGCCACCAGAUCUCGGGAGAUAGUUUAUAGCAUCGGGGCUGCGCUCUGUUUUGGGGGACUCUAAAAUGUGUGUGACGUUCUUACAUGUGGGUGUCAUGUAUUGAAAAGCCAAAACACCCCCUGUGGGAGUUGUACAGGAGUGUGUCUGUGGAUCUCUGAGGUUGUAAUGUGGUGGGAAGUAGUAUGUAUCUGUACCUUUCUUUCUAGAUUGAUAGACUGUAUAACUGGAAUUCCUGUACCUCAUAUGUUAACACUUCGUCUUAAGACUGUUAUUGAAGUAUUCCUCACUAAAGGAGCUCAUUCUUUUAUUAUACUGUAGUAAACAAUCAUUUUGUUACUUUUUCUUAAUAACUUACAGUAUUAUUACUAUAUGAUGCAAUCACAGCAGCCAUGAUCAAGACUAGUACAACACAAGGCAAUACUUUUAAUAGGCUAAUCCAAGUCUGAUCGAACCAAUCAUGUUGUUUACAAUGACAGAAAGACUGGAACCAACCAAGCAUUCUUGAAUAGUAGUCAGACUCACUGAGUUUACACAGGCAGUAAAAUUCUGUCAUGUGUUUUUUAAUUGGUCUUUAAACCAAUCAGAUAAGAGCUUUUUGCCAGUACUUGGGCAAAAUAUCAGAAUUGGGCUGCCUGUGUAAACGCAGCCAUUGUGGAGUACUUGACAAGUGAACAGACACCACUGCAUUGACUGUAGGGCCUAGAUAUUGUUGGUGUCAGUGAUUGUGUGUUUGUCAUGUGUUUUGUGCCUGCAAUCUCUCAGAUGUCUUACAUUGUUCUUUGGGAAAUUAACAAAAAGAAAAAUCUCUUUUAUACUUUGAAUAAAGCAUUAUUUCUCUGUCCGUCUUAUGAAUAAUGGUUUUGUGGGAAUGUUCAUGUUGCCUUGCAAUAAACAACUGUUUGAACCUUG